Messenger RNA from Thlaspi arvense, 3273 nucleotides. The record is from the annotation of a GenBank genome assembly. NCBI's taxonomy places the organism in Eukaryota, Viridiplantae, Streptophyta, Magnoliopsida, Brassicales, Brassicaceae.
AUGAUUGAAACUUCCGUUAAUUCUAACGCGCGAUUCACGACGUUGUUUACGCCGUCCAAGACAAGUCCGCACAUGUGGAGCAGCUCGUUCGAUAUAGCCCGAUUCCUGACACAACUCAUACGUGCGACACCAUGUGCACGUCAGAGGAUGCGCCAGCAAAUCGACAGCUAUAAUAGGUUGAUGUUUUUUCUGAGUGGCGUGGUCCACCUUGGUACGGUCAAGCCUCAGCCAUUCCUUCUGUGUGAUUCGACGGCGACUUUUCAAUCUCCAUCACCUACCGUUCCGUGGAGAGAGCCGCCGACAGCUGCCGUUUCUCUUGAUGAUGUAGAUCUUGUUGACCAAUCCACGGCGGCUGCGGCGGUGGAGGCCGUCGAGAAGACGAUGGCCGCCGCCACCGCUACUGCAUGGGACGACGUAUUCGGUCUGGAGGAGCAGCAAAGGCGGCACCUUCAGCGGCUGCACGCGAGGGGUGUCUUGUGGAAGCAUCCCGGGAAAGAGGAAUCCUCCGCGCCGCCGGUCGUUUUCCGCCUCUCGCACGGCGGAGAGGUCUCCUCCGACGGGAACUGCCUCUUCACCGCUUCCCAGAAGGCCAUGGAGGCGCGUGCAAUCGACGCGCGAGACCUACGGCGGCGCACGGUGCGGAGGUUCCUGGAGGAUUUCAGAUCCGCGAGCGACGGGGAGAAGGAGGUUAUCACGGAUGCGAUUAGGCACAUGUACUCGCCGGAUCUGAAGAGCGGGUGGGGGAUUCAUAUCGUCCAGGAAGAGAAGUUGCUCGCCAAAAAAGACGAGCGCGAGAGUCUAGAUUCCGCCAUUGAAGAGCUCAUGCAGAUUGGGAUGCAGAGAGAAACAGCUGCAGAGUCGAUCUACAGAGAGAGGUGUCUACCGGUGAACGAUGGACUUAGUUGGGCCAAGUACAUGUCGAUCUCAGGGUCAUCAGAAGAUGAGCAUGACAUCAUCACUUUGCAGUAUACCGAAGAUGGUUUGUUAUCUGUAGAUGAGAACCGAGAAGGACAUGCUGCUGCUUUUGGGGAUGACAUUGCAAUUGAAUGUCUUGCCACAGAAUUCAAACGAGAAAUCUAUGUGGUGCAAGCGCAUGGAUCAGAUGGGAUGGUGGAGGAAGAGAACUGUGUGUUCUUCCUUCCUCACAAACCAAGAAGUGAAGUCAUCGAAUUCCCAGUGUUUCUAUUCAUGAAAGGGACAGGUUGGUGUGGUGGUGGAGCAGAUCACUACGAGCCAUUGAUCGCGAACCCAUCUCCGAUGAUAUCCCAUGAGAAAGUCGCCCUCGGAGAGGUUAUCGGCCUACGACACGUUUUGAUGAUGGCGUCUUUGUCUUCCUCCGUCACCUCCCGAUCUUAUCGUUCCGGAUGUUGUUGGGCUUCUUUCUCACCGUUUAACGGUAACGGACAUCGAUCACUCUCGUUCCUGUCUGCUUCUCCUCGACGGUUGGAUUCUCAUGAGCUCUGUGUUAGAUUCCAGAGGAAGUCUGGUCGUGCUUCUGUCUUUAUGCAAGAUGGUGCAAUAGUCACCAAUUCAAAUUCAAUAGAGAGUGAAUCUUCUCUUAAGGGAUUGAAAGACGAGGUGUUAUCAGUUCUUAAGGUUGCAGCAGACUCUGAUGGUCAAAAUCAGUCAACUGUUAGUAUCACGGUGGUUGGAGCCUCCGGUGACCUUGCCAAGAAGAAGAUCUUCCCGGCCCUUUUCGCCCUUUACUAUGAAGACUGUCUUCCCGAGCAUUUUACGAUAUUCGGUUAUUCUAGGAGUAAGAUGACAGAUGUUGAGCUUAGAAACAUGGUCAGCAAAACCCUGACCUGCAGGAUUGAUAAGAGGGCAAACUGUGGUGAGAAGAUGGAAGAAUUUCUCAAGAGAUGUUAUUACCAUUCUGGUCAGUAUGAUUCUCAGGAACACUUUACUGAAUUGGACAAGAAGCUCAAGGAGCAUGAGGCUGGAAGAAUCUCGAACCGCCUCUUUUAUUUGUCUAUCCCUCCAAAUAUAUUUGUAGAUGCUGUGAAAUGUGCAAGCUCUUCGGCUUCAUCUGUCAAUGGAUGGACCAGAGUCAUCGUUGAGAAGCCUUUUGGUCGAGACUCUGCAACCUCGGCUGCUUUAACCAAAUCCCUCAAGCAGUAUUUGGAAGAAGAUCAAAUUUUUCGGAUAGACCAUUACCUAGGAAAGGAGCUAGUCGAGAACUUAUCUGUUCUUCGAUUCUCAAACCUUAUAUUCGAGCCGCUAUGGUCAAGACAGUACAUAAGGAACGUGCAGUUGAUAUUUUCUGAGGAUUUCGGCACUGAAGGACGUGGAGGGUACUUUGACCACUACGGGAUAAUAAGAGAUAUAAUGCAGAACCAUCUGCUUCAAAUCUUAGCACUCUUUGCCAUGGAAACACCUGUUAGUUUGGAUGCAGAGGAUAUCAGAAAUGAAAAGGUUAAGGUGCUACGUUCGAUGAGGCCAGUUCAAGUUGAAGAUGUGGUAAUAGGACAGUACAAGAGCCACACAAAGGGAGGAGUCACAUAUCCUGGCUACACCGACGAUAAAACUGUGCCGAAGAUAGCCUGACUCCGACAUUUGCAGCUGCUGCUCUUUUCAUCGACAAUGCAAGAUGGGAUGGUGUGCCUUUUCUAAUGAAAGCUGGCAAAGCACUACACACCAGGAGGGCAGAGAUAAGGGUGCAGUUCAGGCAUGUACCGGGGAAUUUGUAUAACCGGAACACUGGUUGUGAUCUUGAUCGAGCUACAAAUGAGCUAGUGAUCCGUGUCCAGCCGGAUGAAGCCAUAUAUUUGAAAAUAAACAACAAGGUCCCUGGUUUAGGAAUGAGAUUGGAUCGCAGUAACUUGAAUCUUCUAUAUUCCGCAAGGUAUUCAAAGGAGAUACCAGAUGCAUAUGAGAGGCUUCUGCUGGAUGCGAUAGAAGGAGAAAGGAGGUUGUUCAUAAGAAGUGACGAGCUUGAUGCAGCUUGGUCACUAUUCACCCCAUUGCUUAAAGAGAUUGAAGAGAAGAAGCGAAUCCCUGAGUACUAUCCUUAUGGGAGUCGUGGUCCAGUCGGUGCUCAUUACCUAGCUGCUAAGCACAAGGUCCAGUGGGGUGACGUCAGCCUUGACCAGUAAACCCACUUUUGGAAAUGAGUUUGAGUGAAUCAAAGAUUUGUUUGUGUUGUCAUAUAGUUUUAUGUAGGAAUCAAAGCUUUUUCUACGUCUCUUUUUACAGCUUUGCCUCUGAAGAAUUGGGCAUUUGGUUCUGUACCAUUAAUAAAAUAAAUAAAAAUCAAAAAGGUUUCUAUGAAUA